CUUCGGUAAGAUAGUUCAAAAGUCGGUAAGGUACUAGUUCGAAGCUAUAUAAAACGAUAUCCUCUUUUUGUUUCUCGAAUUGUUUCGUUGUUUCACUCGUAACAAAGCAUUCCUUCAAGACCAACCUCGAAGUGUCUCUCUACCCAUAUCCACAACCAUGAUGUACUCACCUGCACUCCUUUUGAGCAGCCUUGUCGGCGCUGUCUCUGCUGCUUCUUCUCUUCAGGUAGUUACAGUAGGAAAGAGCGGAUCACUGAGUUACUCGCCCGACCAACUCACGGCCAACGUCGGCGACAAGAUUGAGUUCCAGUUCUUUGGUCCUACACACUCGGUCGUUCAAGCAUCCUUUGACGAGCCUUGCACCGCAUUCAACGGCGGAACCGGCUUCUUUGCUGGCAUGUCAACCAAUGGCAAUGGCCCCAAUCCCAACUCCUUCACCAUCACCAUCAACGACACGAAGCCCGUCUGGUUCUACUGCGGAUUCCCGGGCCAUUGCCAGGCUGGCAUGGUUGGAGUAAUCAACGUUUCUUCCAACAAGUCGGAGACGCUCGACAUCUUCAGGUCCAACGCCGCCAACGCCGCGAAGAGCACAACCCCCAAGCAGCAGCAAGGAGGCGUCAUUGGUGCUUUCGUGAACCCCUCCAGCGCCACCAGCGGCUCGACUGCCUCGACUGCGGGCUCGACGGGUGGAGGCUCGGCUGCCACUCAGACAAGCUCCGGCGCGGCGCCUUCGCACACGGGCAACGAUGCCGGUCAAUUGAGGGGUGAAUUUGCUCUUCUCGGAGGUUUGGCUGUUGCUGCUGCUGCGAUGCUUGUGUAAUGGGAUGCAGUUUGACUCUUUUGGAAGGAAGAGGGUAAUGGGAGUUGUGUAAGUCGAUCACUGAAGAGUGAAAUACCUAGUGAAUUACAUAGAUGUAUUACCUUGUUUACCUGGGUAAAAAUAGAUAGUAC
Trichoderma harzianum CBS 226.95 is the source of this 951-nucleotide messenger RNA. RefSeq lists its product as hypothetical. Lineage: Eukaryota; Fungi; Ascomycota; Sordariomycetes; Hypocreales; Hypocreaceae. The record is from RefSeq and is a predicted model, not a curated record. Gene Ontology annotation, molecular function: electron transfer activity; copper ion binding. Bases 158 to 820 code for a protein of 220 amino acids. The transcript has 3 exons.